Molecule: messenger RNA, 611 nt
Organism: Megachile rotundata (alfalfa leafcutting bee)
Lineage: Eukaryota; Metazoa; Arthropoda; Insecta; Hymenoptera; Megachilidae
Source: RefSeq, a predicted model, not a curated record
CAAACGUGAGUGUAAAGUAAUCGUUAAUCUUGUUGCCGGUGAGAGCGUGCAAAGUGACUCAGAAACAGCGGAUAACCGGAAGUUUGGACCAAACAUGCGUUCGGUAACAGUGCUCGCAGUUCUAAGCACGUGCAUCCUGCACAUUUGUAGUUAUCCGUCCAUCGGCUUAACCAAGAGUCUGAAUCCUGACUUCGUCUACUUUCCCGACCAGGCAGAAUACGUGAAACUCUCUAUGAAAUGUCCUGAUAACACGUUCCUCUGGCCAGGAGACAGUCGAUGUUACAGAGAGGGUGAACAAGGUCCCUGCAAUAUCGGUAGAGUGUUAGUUUUCGAUCAGAAAACUCUCAAACCUUCCUGCAAAGAUAACCUUCUCUUCUGAACACUUCUGCUAUCGAUUGCGUACGAUUUUGCCAGAGAUGGCAGCAGAGACCCUCAAUUGUUCACAAAUUCGUCGAUGAAAUAACCAAUUUGCGAUUAUUAAUUUAUUACAUAAUAGGAAGUCUGUGAGCGACGAAAUGAAAAAUUUAACGUCGUUCUAAUUUUGUACUAUUGGAGGUUGUUGAACUUGAUGAUGAAUUUUUAAUAACGCUAUUAAAAUGGUGUGACUUUUC